Messenger RNA from Seminavis robusta, 711 nucleotides. NCBI's taxonomy places the organism in Eukaryota, Bacillariophyta, Bacillariophyceae, Naviculales, Naviculaceae. The record is from the annotation of a GenBank genome assembly.
AUGAUGAACAGUCCAUUCCCACUGCUGUCCCUCCUGUUGCUUCUGCUCCAGCAACAUGGCAGUUGGGCCUUUGCACCUCUGGCUACCGGGAGGUCGCCCUCCACAAGAUCGACACUCGUAUCGCCGUCGGCUUUGAACAUGGCCAAGAAGAAGAAGCGACGUCGCAAGGAAUCAGAUGCCCCACAGGAUACCGGCAGCAUCCCUCCGCCAUCGGAUGAACUGCCCGAUUUUGAUCUCGACGAAGAGGAACCUCCCAAGCAGCAAAAGGCAAGCACUGACGGUCCUUCGACGAGUGAAAUAUCUAGUGCCAUGAUGGGAUCGGCCAACGCGCCCACUCGAUCCAUCAACGAACUCAUUGCGGAUCGAUCCUUGGAGUCCAAAUUCGAGUUUGACGGACCUCCUGUGGAGGGGGAAACUUUGCCCGAUUUGGCCGUGCUGGCAUCCGAGAAUGAAGUGGGCAAGAAAAAGGCACGACGAGAAGCUCGUGUGGCGGCCGCCGUACAACGCAAAGAAGAGGAGGAAGGUAGCAAUCCCUUGCAGAAGAUUCCCUUUUUCCUCGAUGAAGAGGGAGAAAUCAGUGGGGUCAAGAUACUAGAAGCUGGAACCUGGACUGGAAUUUUCAUUUUGGUUGGAUGGGAAUUCUACAUCAAUUCGCCAUUCUUUGAUCGGGCUGCCGGAAACGCACCCUUUCUCUUUGACAUUGUCAUGUAA